Molecule: messenger RNA, 1161 nt
Organism: Zerene cesonia (dogface butterfly)
Lineage: Eukaryota; Metazoa; Arthropoda; Insecta; Lepidoptera; Pieridae
Gene: Mob2
Product: MOB kinase activator-like 2
Exons: 7
Coding region: 16-1161 (381 amino acids)
Biological process (GO): positive regulation of protein phosphorylation; signal transduction
Cellular component (GO): cytoplasm; nucleus
Molecular function (GO): protein kinase activator activity
Source: RefSeq, a predicted model, not a curated record
GGGACAUAUUGGAAGAUGCACGGUAACCGCGGUCGGCGGUCGACGGUCGACGCUCGGCGCUCAGGUGUGAUAAGGCGUGAUGUCAGCGGCGCGGCGGCAGGCGGCAGCGCUCGGCCGCGCGCUCAGUCACAACUCGCUCGCGACCGCGGCGCACUACGUGCCCAGCAGCGUGCGAUGAGCGCGGACGGCUCGCGCUGGCCCGUGGGCAUUCUGCGGCGCAGCGGCGCUCGCGCGGCCCGCCGCGUGCUGCACGUCAAGUACAGGAGCGUGCCCGCCUCGCCGCCGCCUGCCAGGGUGCUCCCCUUCGAUGUCGAUGACACUGUCUCCUGUUUCUGCAGGAAGGCCCGCCGCAAGGAGCGCGAGGGCGAGGGCGGCGGCGACCCCAAGUUGUACCUGCAGGAGGCGCUGCUGGAGCGCAAGCUGCCCGAGCUCGACAUGCGCCAGCUGGUGGAGCUGCCGCACGGCCUCGACUACAACGAGUGGCUCGCCUCGCACACGCUGGCGCUGUUCGAGCACGUGAACCUGCUGUACGGCACCGUGUCGGAGUUCUGCACGGCGGCGAGCUGCGGCGACAUGGCGGGCCCGGGCGGCCGCUCGUACGCGUGGUACGACGAGCGCGGCAAGAAGUCGCGCGUCGCGGCGCCGCAGUACGUCGACUACGUCAUGACCUACACGCAGAAGACCAUCAACGACGAGACUAUCUUUCCCACUAAGUAUGCGAACGAGUUCCCGGCGCAGUUCGAGGCGGUGGUGCGGCGCGUGGUGCGGCUGCUGUUCCACGUGGUGGCGCACCUGUACGCGGCGCACUUCCGCGAGCUGGCGCUGCUGCGGCUGCACGCGCACCUGCACCUCACCUUCGCGCACCUCACCGCGCUCGACCGCCGCUUCGCGCUGCUCGACGCCAAGGAGACCGAGGUUCUCCGCGACUUGGAGGUGGCGCUGCGGCUGACGGAGCCCGCGAGUGCGGGGGCCGCGGGGAGCGCGUGGGACACAGCAGUGCACACUGCACAGUGCGCUCUGCCAUGGCCGGGCCCCGUCACAGCGGCCGAAGAGGCGCCGUCACGCACGAAUUUUUGCAACGAACGUCGUCCGUCGCCGUCAGCUCUAUAUACAGAUACUUGGUCCACAUACAAUGUUUACGAGACGAGAGAGGAAACAUGA